GAAUCCAGGUGUAAGCUCCUCAUCCAACAAGCUACUCCUGGGCUGGCUUGAUGUGCGCGAACACGUACUUUCUUUCUCUUUUUCCUCCAUGCAAAUUAAUAUAAAAGAGAAGGAAGAAGAGCUCUCUGAAUCUCUAACACAUUUGUAUUCUCAUAUCGAUCAAUCAACAUCUUUUCUUGACCAUGCACUCCAAUCUUCUCUUUCUCUCUACUCUCUUUUAUCUGAUCCUCUCAAGUUUUUCCACUUCAAAUCUCAUCCCUUACCAAUCUGACAUCUCAAUCCUAGACUUUGGAAGGAUAAUAGAAGAGAACCCAAUUGCAAUCCUCAACCCAAAAUCACCACAAGAAAUCUCUCUACUCAUUCAGUCAAUCUUCUCCAAAAACACAAAGAACAUACAAGUAGCACCAAGAGGAGCUGCUCAUUCAACCUAUGGGCAAUCACAAGUGUUAGGUGGCAUCAUCAUCAACAUGACUCUCCUUCCUACCUUCAUCAAGGUUGAGAAGGAGAAGGAGUUCGUCGACGUCGGCGGCGGCGAUCUAUGGGUCGAUGUCUUGCAUGAGACAUUGAAGCAUGGACUGACUCCAAGAUCUUGGACUGAUUAUUUGUAUCUCACCAUUGGAGGAACUCUUUCUGUUGGUGGAAUCAGUGGUCAGUCAUUCAAGCAUGGACCUCAGAUUUCAAAUGUCCUAGAAUUGGAUGUGAUCACAGGUAAAGGAGAGUUUGUAACUUGCUCUGAAGAAAAAGAUUCAGAUCUUUUCUAUGGCGUAUUGGGAGGAUUUGGACAGUUUGGAAUCAUAACAAGAGCAAGAAUCAUAUUACAGUCUGCACCAAAGCUGGUGAAAUGGGUCGUAAUAUCAUACAAGAGCUUUGAACAGUUCAGAAAAGAUCAAGAGCUUCUGAUCAAUGGAGGAGAGGUAGAUUACCUGGAAGGAUUCAUAAAUUUGCAGAGAAGGAAUUCGUCAGAGGAUAAAUUAAAUGAUUUAGUCUCCUAUUUGAUCGAAUUUGCUGUAUAUUAUGACGAUGAAGAUGUUGCCUACAAGAAACUGAAUCACAUCCUCCCAAGAUUGAACUAUAAGGAAUCAAGGCCAGAGAUUACUGAUACUUCAUACUUCGACUUCCUCAAUCGUGUAAGGAAGUCCGAGCUGGAGCUGAGUAAGGAAGGCCUAUGGAAUGUGCCUCAUCCAUGGCUUAACGUAUUUCUUCCGAGAUCUCAGAUAAAGAGGUUCAAGGACUUGCUACUAGAAACCAUUGCAGAUACAUACACUUCUGGUCCUAUUAUCAUCUAUCCGAUCUUUAGAAACAAGUGGAAUCCAAAGAUGUCAGCUGUGCUACCACAGGUAGAUACUGAGGAAGAUAUAAUAUAUGUUGUUAGUGUUCUUCAGUCAGCACCACCAACCUGUACUCGUGGCACUCCCUGCCUUGAUACAAUGCUUCUUCAGAACCAGAAGAUCAUCAAUAUUGCGACAACUGAACCCAUAGUUCAUAAUCUUCUUCUUCCUGCUGAGUGUGUAAUGAAUGAGGAUAGGGAAGAGAUGGGAGCAAAACAAUAUAUGCCAUAUCUUCAGAAUGAGAUGCAAUGGAAGGCUCACUUUGGUUGGAAAUGGGAGAGGUUUCAGGAUCUGAAGAGAAGGUUUGAUCCCUUACAUAUACUGGCACCUGGCCAGAGGAUCUUCCAAAAGAAAUAACUGGGAGAUAUAUACCCUUUAGAUUUCCUUUUGCAAUCGAUGUAGUGUUUAUAUGAAAUUCAUAUUUCAUGGAGGAGAUGGAAUGAUGAAGAAAUUAGCCAGUAAGGUUUGAUCAAAGCAAUACUAUUUGUCAAAUAGUUUGUAAAAUUUGAAAAGAUUUACUUUUCCGUUGAAUAUACAAAGCAAAGUUUCAGAAGUGUUGAAAAAAAAAA
This is a messenger RNA of Dendrobium catenatum, 1897 nucleotides long. RefSeq names its product cytokinin dehydrogenase 3-like. The record is from RefSeq and is a predicted model, not a curated record. Gene Ontology annotation, molecular function: FAD binding; cytokinin dehydrogenase activity. NCBI's taxonomy places the organism in Eukaryota, Viridiplantae, Streptophyta, Magnoliopsida, Asparagales, Orchidaceae. The coding region runs from base 183 to 1685 and encodes 500 amino acids. Gene Ontology annotation, biological process: cytokinin metabolic process. The transcript is spliced from 5 exons.